AUGCCUCGACCGCCUGCUAGACGUGGGCGUCGCCCAAAGGCUGUGAAGGGUCCCGGAGCAGCUGCUCCAUGCGGUAGCGCACAGCUUGCAGAGAGUGAUAAUGUAUUGGUGGUUAUUCCAAAGCCGAACAACAAGGCCCAGGUCCAGCCGCUCGAAGGUCAAGACGACGGAUGUACAGAGAGGAGUUGCGAUGAGGCCCGCAGGGAGAAUUUGUGUGAAUCGACGUCCUCCCAGAGGCAAGAAACGGUAGUCCAUGAGGUCAAUGAAGAAGAAAGCGGUUUGAGAGCGGGUCUGGGACUGAGACACCAAACACCGAUGGCGAAACAGUUGAACGACACGAAAGGAGUCCCUACCGCAAAUGGCCUUGGGUCUUCCGUUCGCGCGAGAGCUCUCCUUUCCAAUCCCCGUAACAGAGGCGACGCCAGUUCGAGAGUGCAAAAGAUGGGAACACCUGCGUUCGAAAGCUCGAUGUUGAGCAAUUUCCGACGCCGCCCACGACAGCCCAGUAUCCUACAGAUGAUGCAAGGGGAUCCAUCUUCCGAGCUUGAUGACGACGAUUGUUUUCUGGGUAGUUUUGACCCAGAUGAUGAAUCUACUCCCCUAAAAUCUCCAAGCCGCAAGAACAUCCGUCAAGGCCGCUUAUCUACCCCAUCUUCGACGCCACGGGAUUUGCCUGCCCGGUCUUUAAAUAAAAAGAGAAAGGCAGACACAGAUAUUCAGGUGCAGGUUUCUCGGUCUCCCGAGCCAUCUGAACUAGUUGUUAUUAGAACUCAGGAAAGCGCCGAGGACAGUGCCUCUGAAGAUGACAUGCUCCCUACUCCAAGAGGAGCCCAGCCACCCGAUCCGCCCGAAAUACUAAGCCAGACGAUGAUGCCCCCUGAGAGUAGCCCAGCUCUGCCAACCGAUAGACAACCAUCACAUGGUGAACAUCUAGAAAAUACUAGCCCAUCGCCCAUUCCAAUACCUGACGUCCGAGUUUCUACUGCAGCACUGAGAGAAAAAUUUCUUCCGCACCGGCGACUCCGCCAUAAACACAGAGAGGCAAAUGAUAAUGAUGGGUCCAACUCAGAUGACGGUGAACACGACAACUAUUUUAGCGACUAUUCUGGUGCACUUGAAGCUGAUCAAGACGAGUUGAGUUAUUCUACGUCGAGAGCGCCUAGAAAGCGGAAGAAUGUGAUGGGAGCGAAUAAAGGGGCGAGGAACAAUAAAAUUGGAGGGCCUGAUGUUCGGGGUAGCCAGCAGGGUCCAAGGAAGCGGAAACCACCGGCCAAGUCGGCGAACAAUCCAACUUCCAGGAAGUCCCAGCCAUCACAAUCGAAAAGAGGGCAUGGUAUCACUUAUUCCUUGUCCCGGCAUGCAGCACUUGAACAAGACAAAGAAAACCAAUUAGCCCAAACGACAUCCUCUCCUCCAGCCACCACCACCGAUGCUUUACCACCAUUGAGUGAAGAACUCCGCCUACAGGCACGAAAAUUCGCGGAAAUUAGCAAGUGGCGCCUAGAGUUUGAGGAUGCCACUCCGACAUCCGGCGGGAGUAGUCUGUUCCGAUGA
Paracoccidioides brasiliensis Pb18 is the source of this 1554-nucleotide messenger RNA. RefSeq lists its product as uncharacterized. The transcript has a single exon. The record is from RefSeq and is a predicted model, not a curated record. The coding region runs from base 1 to 1554 and encodes 517 amino acids.